GGCGAGCGAGUGACACUAUCAAUAAUGGCAUCAUCAGGCUUCCAUCUGUUACUGCUUCUCCUGGGGGCUAGUGCUGUGUUAGCAUCAAAAACACCCAAGUCAAAGGUUGUAAAAUGCGCCGUAUGUCACAGUCUCAUUACUGAACUCCACAGUUCCAUUUCUCAGGUAGACCCCAGGAAAAAAAUAGAUGUUGGUUCAUAUCGGAUCGAUGCUGAUGGAAAGCAGAAAUUGUCAUCAGUGAAGUACGCUGGCUCUGAGCUGCACAUGAUGGAACUUAUGGAGACAGUGUGUGAGAGCAUGAAGGACUAUGCACAGGCUCGGCACAAGGAAACAGGCCGACUUGAAGCUAUCAGGCUGGUAGUGGAUGGAGCCAUGAACCCACGCUUUAGUGAGUACGAAAUGGUUCAGGACCCUGAUCUCAACAAGGGUCUUGAAUUCCACUGCAACACCCUUGUGGAGGAGUUUGAGGAUGAAUUGGUGGCUCACUUCAGGGAGAAUGCGGAGAGUGACGUUGAGGGUUCACAGCAGACUUUUUGUUAUGAGGUGUCUGAUGUGUGCACUGGGGUUAAGGAUGAAUUGUAAUGAUAAAUUUUUAGGUUAAAUCAUUCAAAGCCAUCAUAAGUAUUCCAUGGAAAAGUGUUCUGUGUUAUUUUUUUACAUAGAUUUGUAUGUAUAUGUGAGGAAUAUUUUAUUUAUGCAUUUUUUUGUUGUCUAAUAGUUAAGAAUGUUUUGAUCUAUAAUGAUUUGUGAUAAAGAUAUAAAUUGAUGAAGCAAUUAAAAAAAAAAAAAAAAAAAUUCUUCUACAUGUAUGAAAUUUAAUUAAUGCAAAUGUAUGUUUUCUAUUAUUGUUAUUACAUAGCAUUAAAAGGAUUGGAAUAAUAUGUCUAAAGAUAUAAUGUUUCUUUAUUUCAUCCCAAGUAUGAUAAUCAUUAUAAUAUUGCCUUUAUUUUAGAUUAGUAUAAACAAUGAGACCAUUAUUGAACAAACUCUGAAAAUCAAUGAUUAUAAAAUUCUCAGAAAUUAAAACUGCUCAGAAAAAGGAUAGCAUUCUAUACUGUAUCUAAGACUGUUUAAGAAUAAUGUUUGUUCUUUUUACAUCCUUCAAAUGUGCUACUAAAUGAAUUUGUAUUACAUUCCUCAAAUUUGUUAUUGAUAGAAUGAAAAAAUAUAUAUAUGAGAUUUUCUUUAUUUAUUUAUUAUUCAUUAAGAUUUAAUUUCCCAAGAACUUUCCAGCAGGACCAAAGAUAUAUUUUUCCUAACUUGUUAUUUGGAAGGCACUUGUAGAAUUAGCUCAGAGCAUUUGGUUGUCAAUAAUUUAUAAAACA
This is a messenger RNA of Penaeus vannamei (Pacific white shrimp), 1325 nucleotides long. It is a transcript of the gene sel, whose product is annotated as canopy family protein seele. The record is from RefSeq and is a predicted model, not a curated record. Lineage: Eukaryota; Metazoa; Arthropoda; Malacostraca; Decapoda; Penaeidae. Gene Ontology annotation, cellular component: endoplasmic reticulum.